AUCCAAUCAACCGAAGCAAUGCUCUUGAACGACCUGUGGAAACUGCCUCCAGAAUUGCGAUGGCAUAUCUAUCUACAUGCCUUCGCAGUCCGGCAAGAUGAACAGAAAGGCGAUUACACCAGUAACCGUCUCGAUCUGCGUCUCAUCGGAGACAGAGUCUUCCUGACUCCCAGCAAGUCGAGAAAAUAUCGCAACCGCGGACACCAUGCCUUGCCGCUUCUUCGGACAUGCAAGCGAAUCUGCAGCGAAGCCACACCUGCAUUGUAUUCGUCUUUGGAAUUCAAAUUAAUCCUGGGCAGCAUACCAAGUCGUGGGUUUUGGCACGACGAGCUCGUCGACAUCGACUUGGGCAACAUCGAGGGCUGUGCACUGCUACGACACAUUCGGAUUCUUACGGUAUCGUUGGAGCUCAAAACGAAAUGGGAUGCCGAAGCUUUGAUCGACGAGCAGUGCGAUCCGUUGAUAAAUGCACUUCCAUGCGUCAGAAGUCUGGAAAUCCGACAUACAUACGCAGCGCUCUUCUUAGAAGUGCCUACUUCCUACGACUACACCAUCUUGGCCACUCUCAGGCCACUCCUCGGCGAUGAUCUAACACAGAUCAUCUGCUCGGAUGAUGAAGGCACACGGAGAUUCACUCGACUGCCGGCUACUCAAGCUAAGCAGUGUCGAGACUUACCAGCUUUCGCUGCAGCCCGGAUUCCUGGUUGCAAGAAGCUGUCUCUCUAUAGCUGAACGAUUGGUAUGGUUCUGACAGUCACCCAUUAAUUCACGUGAACGCCAACCUUCACAAGAGCCUUGGCAAGGCAGCGUCAAGAAUAUAUGUCGUCUACGAUGACGAUCGAAGGGCAGUGACUCGAGAAUGGUCUAUACCUCAGGGUUUCUAUAGGCCCUCAAGCGAAGUGAACGUUGUCGACUCACAAUCAGCGAAGACGAAAUAUACAACAUAUUGAACAUCGACUUACCAU
This is a messenger RNA of Pseudocercospora fijiensis CIRAD86, 965 nucleotides long. RefSeq lists its product as uncharacterized. The record is from RefSeq and is a predicted model, not a curated record. Bases 19 to 732 code for a protein of 237 amino acids. The transcript has a single exon. Lineage: Eukaryota; Fungi; Ascomycota; Dothideomycetes; Mycosphaerellales; Mycosphaerellaceae.